Molecule: messenger RNA, 876 nt
Organism: Haemonchus placei
Lineage: Eukaryota; Metazoa; Nematoda; Chromadorea; Rhabditida; Trichostrongylidae
Source: the annotation of a GenBank genome assembly
AUGUGCGAUAAUUCAGGGCCCCUCACACCGCCAGUUUACGAUGAUGAUGAUGAGGAAAACAACGAGCACUUCGAAAAGGACAUACUGGUAAUUGCAAACAAUUUCCCAGCCAGUUUGAACUUCUUCUGCAAUCCGAGGAAUGAACUUAUGCGUGAUCGGCUUUGCUACGGCCAGUUGGAUCAGUACGCACUGGCUUGUGCUGACGAUACUCCACCACUGCAGCUGGUCCCUUUUUGUCUCGCUUUCAAGCGUCACUGUCACUUGGUGAAUUAUCCAGCUGAUGAUUGGUGCGUACGUGAAUUCGAUCGUUAUGAUGAAUACUGUACCCGGGCGAAGAAGAGCAAAUGCAAAUCGUGUACGCAUGAUCUCAGCUGUUACUGUGAACCGUACCAGUGUACAUGGCAAAGAUAUGGAUACGAAACCGCGAUAUGGUGUCAGCGGUAUGAGCUGUAUUGCAAUGAAAAAGAGCGUCGGAAUAAAGCUGACGAAUUAGUCAGCCUAAUGGAUGGAGCCGUCAGAGUUCAUUACAGGUGUAUGCACCUAUUCAAUCUUCCAAAAGUCAUUUGUGAUCCUUUCCGACGUCAAUUCGACUAUAAUCGUUGUAUGAAGUUUUUGUUCGACUGCGAACUGAUUUCGGAAUGGGACGACGAGGAGGAAUCUGACAAAGAGAGUGGUAAAGAGAAAGGCGAAACCGCCUCAUCAGAAGGAUCGACAUCGACAAAGGUCCUCACGCCAACGCCAGACGAUCAAAAGCUUGCUGCAAAAAUCGCUGAGGAAGAAAAGGCCUUGGAACAAUUGCUGAAAGAGAAAGAAAAGGAAGACAAGGAGAAGUUUAUGGUGCUGGACAGCCCUGCCCAUGGAAAUCCGCAGUUAUAG